This is a messenger RNA of Sitodiplosis mosellana (orange wheat blossom midge), 4197 nucleotides long. RefSeq lists its product as uncharacterized. The coding region runs from base 149 to 3466 and encodes 1105 amino acids. The transcript is spliced from 13 exons. The record is from RefSeq and is a predicted model, not a curated record. Lineage: Eukaryota; Metazoa; Arthropoda; Insecta; Diptera; Cecidomyiidae.
AGAGCACACACAUACACACUCAAAGCAAAUCAAGAGUGAAAUAUUGCGGCAGUAGACAAACAGCUGAAAGAAAGGAAUUUGAAAUAACAGAAUUUGUUGUGUGACAUCAAAGCGGAAAUCAUCGAUUUGCUGAACGCACGAUGAUCUCAUGAAUUCAUUCCGAUGGACAUUUUUCGGAUGGUUACUUUUUUGGAGAGUCAGUCUUGAGGUUGUCAUUCGUGGAUUUGCGGCGAUCAAAAAUAAAGUCGAAGUUAAAUUCGACAAGCAUACCAAUUUGCUUGAUGGUCCGGCGUACGAUGUCAAGCAGGCAAUUAUAUCGGCCAUCGAUUUCGUGUUGAAUUCAUCGUAUCAAGACGAAAACCUGGCAUCGCAACUGUCGCAUAAAGAAUGUCUCAUCGACAAGUCUUAUGUGACUGUGCACAUCUCGGGCGAUGUGGAUUUCGAACUGAAUCAAAUGGACGGGAAAAAAUUCGAAUUGACUCGAUUCUUAACCAAGAAUCGUAUUGGUUCGGUCUACGUUUCGUGCAAUGGUCAGAAGCCAAAGGAACAGGACAUUCAAGCGUUUCACAAUCAGUUGAAUUUGUUGCAGUUCACACGCAUGGAUGAUGUGCUCAUCAGUGAACGCAGUUGCCCAACGAGUUCUGAUUUGAAUGAGAUUUUCGUUGGCGCAAUGAAUUUGAAGGAAGUGGUUGAGGGCAUCAAAGUCAGCAAUUUCCUUGGAGCGAAGAGCAGCGCGCGGAGCGACAACGAGUCACGCCUUUUGUUGGUGCUAAAACGGCAAUGCGCUGAGGGUAAAUCACAUCUGACUGAACUUCGAACAUUGGAAGCGGCAAUAUUGAUGAAUGAAAUCAAUGAGAUGGAUUCGAAAUGUUCGCCCGAUAACCACGCUGCUCGAGAAAAACAGCGUGAAAUCGCCUUGCAUCUGCAAGCGGCAAAAUUCGAAAACGUUCAACUUCUUCGUUUUUACAAAUACGCAUAUGCUCUUCACCGGAUUUCAGAAUUGGAAAGUUUGUCCGCCGAAUUUAUGGUUGAGGUCAAUGAUUUGUUCAAAGAAUUCAUGGUGUGUUGGAAAAAGUACACGGAAGACAUGAAAAACGCACGUGAAAUUCAGUGGGAAUACGACAAGUAUGUUCAGAUGAACAAAAUGAAAACCAUGCUUGGCGCUCAUUUCAAUCAACGAGUUACACCCGCCGAAUUUGCUAAAGAUUGUGAAAAGAAAAUUGACGCAGCUCAGAAUCGUCUUCGGAAAAUGCAACAAAAUGAAGAUUACAAGCUGACAAAGCGACUGGCUGCCGAGAUGAGCAAGGACAUUGAAGAUCGACGCAAUGCGGUGAACGACGAGAUUACAAAGCUCAAAGGUCUUGAACAAAAAUGCUUGGACAACGAAAUUGAACGUUCCAAAAGUACACGUGAUUUUGUGACAUUCACAAAUCAGAUGGCACCCGCUCAACUCACCAUUGAACAGUUCUUUCUGCGUCAAACUCUCUUGAAUCCAAUCUGCAUUGAGUCAUGGCGUGCUGGCUUCAUGGCACUGACCUUGGAAACGGCUUACGCCAAGGAAAUCCCGCAAAAUUUUGCUGGAAACGUGUUGGACUUCAUCAACCCGAAUACGAGCAACGAUAAACUGAAUAUUGCUUUGCCAUUGUUGUGUCAGUACUUUGCAAUGUUCUUCUUCAAGACAAAGUCGGUGGCAGACGCAUUCAGUGAGCUCGUCAAGCAUUUCUUGACAGACGGAUUACAUAUCUACACUCAUGUCAUUACUGAGGAUGUCGAUGAGACACGUUUGGCUAACCUGCCAUUCACAUCAUUGGCCGAUCAAGUAUUGAGUGAUGCGACCCAAGCAGAGUAUCCACUCAUCACGAAUUGGUUUAACAACAUUCGCAUUUUCACACAAGCAGAGGCCAAACCAGAAGUAAUUCGUCGGCUAGCGAUCAAACAUCGUUGCAAGAUCAUUUUCAACAAUAAAUGUUUCCACGAAGAUGGCAAUUUCACCGAGAUUUUCAAUGGCAAAACAGUGGUUGGUGCAAUGGAAGAGUUCUUGGUGAAAUGGCAGGUGGUCGCCGUACAGCGAAACAUGAAGCUCAAGUUGCAAGGCGAAAAGUUCAAAAUCGACAAGAAGAAGGCUGCAACGGAACGAAUGCACAGCGAACUCGUGGAACGCAUUGGAAAUUUGAUCACAAUCGCAGAUGGCAUGAAGGAUAUGGUUCGAAAUACGGAUAUGUUGGCAAAGUAUGCGGAUCUUGAGAUGGAGCAAAAAAUCCAGACUGAGAUCAAUCGAAAGAAAAAGGAAUUGCUUGAGGAAGGUAAUGCAACGCCACACGUCGAAUUCAAGGAAACAGCACAGGUGCCACAGGUUGAAGCGAUCGCUGUGGAUGGCUCCAUCAUAAAAUUUGAGAAGAAUGCUUUGAAAAUUGUGGACAGCUUCAUCACAACGAUGGUUGCAGCGCACCCAGAUGCCCUCGCAAAGCUCAAACCCGGAAUCGAGGAACUUCAGCGUGGCUUAUCGGUGCUAGAAACCUUCGAUUACAAGCGGCAAUUCGAGGUAACGAUGGUGCAGUCAAAGGAGGACUUGAAAGAACUGUGCAUUGAAAUUGAUCGCAAGGUUCAGGAUCACAGCGAAAUUCUCAAGCAAUUGAAGACAAAGACAUCACAACUUAAUGCCAUCAAGAAAUAUCCACAGCUGGUGAACAUGCAAAAGGCAAACGAUUUGGCCGGAUUGAGCUUGCAGAGCCUACGCGAUCAGAAGCAAGCGGCAUUCGGUUUUGUGCCAUCAAAGGCAUUGCUAUUGCCAAAACUCGAUGCUGAUUUCAAACAAUUCCAGUCGGACUAUGAAGGCGUCGAUGAAUAUGAUGUGAAUAUGCCAAAAGUUCGAAUCAACGUCGUCAAAAUGAGCACCGAAAUGUUUUUGGUUGCUUUGUACUUCUACUGCUUACAGAAUGUGUUGAGCACUCUGAACGAAACGAUCGAUGGUCGCGACGAAGUCAUUGGAUUGGAAAUUGAUUCGAAGAAUGGCAGUGUCUACAUGUUCCCUGAUACAACCGUUGACGAAGCAUGGUGCAAUCAAUUCGCGAUAAAGAAUCUGUGUGGCUUGACUUUUGUCGGCAAGAUGCGUGAUAACAACGAUACCAUCAUCACAAGUGACUUGCUCAGUGUGAAAAGCCCUCGCUUCUGUUUGCUUCUUCACAUGAUUCUGUCCGUAUGGAAGAAUCCAUCGGUAAUCAUCCUGAACAAGAAUAUCAUUGGUCACCCAGUCGACAGUUUACGGAAAAUCAUCUACACAUUCCAGCUGGUGUCUGAAAUUGAUAAUCUCGCCCGUGGGCCACAAUUUGCCAGCCGUCAAAUGAUUGUCGUUGAAAGUUCUCCCGGCUGCUAUCGUGAACUCUUUCAGCACAACCACAAGGUCAUUCAGUGCAAUAUGGAGGGAAACAAAGCAUUCGUUACGUACAAGAAUGUACGAAAAGCAUAGAGAUUAAGACAUUUCCACAUGUUAGCCUUUUGUUGCGAAGGGAGUACAAGUGAUGAGAUGUAACCGACAUUGUUGUCUAUGACACUUUAUUAUAUUGUUUUGGAUUAAGAUUAUUUAUAGCGCUUCCAAUGACGUAUCAUGUAUUUUGUUUGAAUUUCAAUGGAAAUUGCAUUUCAUUACCUUUUUUGACAUUUCGUACAGACCGUUUUAUAUUAUACUCUUUAUCAUCAAUCAAUUUGGUUAUGUGAAAAUACAAACAAAAGGAGAAAAAAGAAAUGGAAGAGAAGAAAGAGAAGAAGAAGAGAUAGAUCAAAUUAAAUGAUGUCAACAUAUGUUAGUUGCAAUCGCCAUAUCAUUUGAAUUGAUAAAGUCCAUGCAGAUAAACAGAAUUCAUAAAAAUACGAACAUAACCUAGAAAUAAUCAUGAACAAAUCAAUCAAUGACAGGGACUGAAAUUCUCAUGCGUCCGAGCUAAAAAUUCACGUCUUUUUUACAAGUAAAGUGAACAAAAAUGCAUCAUUUUCCAAAAUAGAAAUAGAUCCGAGUUGAUUCGCAUUAGUUUUGCUUGAACGUUUCAAAAAUACAUCGUACAUAAACCGAUGAUAACCGCAUACAAUGAGCUAAAAUAAAAGCAAUAAACCGUGAAAGUAAUCCAACUGUCAUUCCAAAACCAAAUGUCACUGAUUUCAAUAAAUAAAACAUUUCGGUUUACAAAAAUAGUAAAAAAAAAU